Diaporthe amygdali is the source of this 627-nucleotide messenger RNA. RefSeq lists its product as uncharacterized. The record is from RefSeq and is a predicted model, not a curated record. Bases 1 to 627 code for a protein of 208 amino acids. NCBI's taxonomy places the organism in Eukaryota, Fungi, Ascomycota, Sordariomycetes, Diaporthales, Diaporthaceae. The transcript has 5 exons.
AUGUUUGGCAAAGGACAACCUUACCCUCUUAUGCGGAUUUUCAGACAAGCGGUUAAUGAGCUCCUCCUGGCCCUUACGGGAACCCUCAAUUCUUCCGCGUAUUCCAGCGGGGUUAUCAUCAAGUCGCCUGGAUGUUUCAGCGCGGCUCAAGAGGCGUUCGUACUGAAUCGUAUCGGAGCACUCCAUGACGACAGUACCGUAUCGACGGGUGACCUAUUCACCAAAGCCAAUACCCGAUAUGAAAUUGCGUACGACCAAAUAUCGAAACUCAACACAAAAGUUUCCAUCAUGAAGGAUUAUCUCCCGGCGGUCACUGCUAUCUCGCCCGCACUGCGGAUCCCUCAGUCUCUGACCUCCAGCUUAAACAAGAUUCUGAGUGAGAUGUUUCUUAUAGGAAACCGAUAUUCGUUACCAAAUGUCGGCCACAACUCAUCGUCACUCGAGGAUAAGAGCGGAAUCAUCAAUUAUUUUUUUCUGCCAGAAGGCGAUCGCCUGGAGCCCGCCAACCAGCAUGAAGUACGACUGCCGAAGACUUGCCGGCUCGACGUGCGAGCCAGCCAAAGAGUCGGAACAUAUAAGAUACGCACGGCUCUCCGCACCCAGAGAACGCACGAAUGGGACAACUAA